UAAGUUUACUUCAGUGUCUGCCCUACAUCUCACAGCUGAGAAUCUCUAAUCUGAAUGAAAGUGUUGAAACCGGAUUUCUUCUGAAACUAUUCAUUAAAGCAGCAGAAAUUGAGAAACAGACAGAAGAGCAGAUACUGAAACCGUUAACAUCACUCUGCAGCUACAGAUUUUUUAAUUGUGAAAGAAUUAGUGAUUUCCUGCUGGAUCUUUACUCACAUGUGAAGAACUAUGAGACUCAAACAGGCAGGAGUCUCCUUCCAGCAUUACAGUCAGUUUUCCAGUCAACACCUGAUGUCUGGAUCAUAGAUCUCUCACAGAGAAAGAGCUCCGUCCUCCUGGAAGUACUGAAACUCCAAACAGAGAAGAAACCAGUAGAGCUGAGAGGAUGUUCAGAGGAAGAAAGAGAAGUGAUAAGUUUCCUUCAGUGUCUGCCCUACAUCUCACAGCUGAGUUUUGAGGACGUUUAUAAUCAAGACAGAUGGAUGUCUGCAGUAAGAUUCCUGCUGAAUCUCAGUGUUGCUGCGGUAGAAAGUGACACCGAUACAGGAACAAGAUUCACAACUCUGUCAUCUGUGUGCAGUUACAAAACCUUCCCUUUAGGGUUUGAUGAGUAUGAUCAUUUUUGUCAGAGUGAUUUCCUGCUGGAUCUUUGCUCACAUGUGAAGGACUAUGAGACUCAAACAGGCAGGAGUCUCCUUCCAGGAUUACAGUCAGUUUUCCAGUUACCUGAUGUCUGGAUCAUAGAUCUCUCACGGAGAAAGAGCUCCGUCCUUCUGGAAGUACUGAAACUCCAAACAGAGAAGAAACGAGUAGAGCUACUUGAAUGUUCAGAGGAAGAGAGUGAAGUGAUGAGUUUCCUUCAGUGUCUGCCCUACAUCUCACAGCUGAGUUUUGGGGAAUUUCAUGAUAAAGAAAGAUGGAUGUCUGCAGUAAGAUUCCUGCUGAAUCUCAGUGUUGCUGCGGUAGAAAGUGACACCGAUACAGGAACAAGAUUCACAACUCUGUCAUCUGUGUGCAGUUACAAAACCUUCCCUUUAGAGUUUGAUGAGUAUGAUCCUUUUUAUCAGAGUGAUUUCCUGCUGGAUCUUUGCUCACAUGUGAAGGACUAUGAAACUCAAACAGGCAGGAGUCUCCUUCCAGCAUUACAGUCAGUUUUCCAGUCACCUGAUGUCUGGAUCAUAGAUCUCUCACAGAGAAAGAGCUCCGUCCUCCUGGAAGUACUGAAACUCCAAACAGAGAAGAAACCAGUAGAGCUGAUACGAUGUUCAGAGGAAGAGAGUGAAGUGAUGAGUUUCCUUCAGUGUCUGCCCUUCAUCUCAAAGCUGAGGUUUGAACACUGGAAUAACAGUCGUGCAGUGCAGUUUGUUCUGAAUUUUUUUAUUGAUUCUUUAGUUGGCACUCUAGUGCGGCAGGAUUUUAAACAGCAUUCUAGCUUAUCCGCAGCAGAGAUUGAGACACAGACAGUAGAGCAGAUGCUGAAACUGUUAUCAUCAGUCUGCACCUACAGCUCUUUUCCUUAUGAAAGCACUGACAGAAUUAAACAGAGUGUUUUUCUGCUGGAUCUUUGCUCACAUGUGAAGGACUAUGAGACUCAAACAGGCAGGAGUUUCCUUCCAGCAUUACAGUCAGUUUUCCAGUCAGCACCUGAUGUCUGGAUCAUAGAUCUCUCACUGAGAAAGAGCUCCGUCCUCCUGGAAGUACUGAAACUCCAAACAAAGAAGAAACCAGUAGAGCUGAGAGGAUGUUCAGAGGAAGAGAGUGAAAUGAUGAGUUUCCUUCAGUGUCUGCUCUACAUCUCACAGCUGAGGUUUGACUAUUGGAAUAACAGUCUUGCCAUUCAGAGUGUUUUGAUACUCUUCAUUGAAGCAGCAGAGAUUGAGACACAGACAGGAGAGCAGAUGCUGAAACUGUUAUCAUCAGUCUGCACCUACAGCUCUUUUCCUUAUGAAAUGACUGACAUAAUUAAACAGAGUGAUUUCCUGCUGGAUCUUUACUCACAUGUGAAGGACUAUGAGACUCAAACAGGCAGGAGUCUCCUUCCAGCAUUACAGUCAGUUUUCCAGUUACCUGAUGUCUGGAUCAUAGAUCUCUCACUGAGAAAGAGCUCCGUCCUCCUGGAAGUACUGAAACUCCAAACAGAGAAGAAACCAGUAGAGCUGAGAGGAUGUUCAGAGGAAGAGAGAGAAGUGAUAAGUUUCCUUCAGUGUCUGCCCUACAUCUCACAGCUGAGAUUUGAUCAUUGGAACAACAAUUAUGCAGUGCAGUUUGUUCUGAAACUCCUCAUUAAAGCAGCAGAGACUGAGACACAGACAGAAGAGCAGAUGCUGAAAUUGUUAAAAACAGUCUGCACCUACAGCUCUUUUCCUUAUCAGUGGUCUGACAGAAUUAAACAGAGUGAUUUCCUGCUGGAUCUUUGCUCACAUGUGAAGGACUAUGAGACUCAAACAGGCAGGAGUCUCCUUCCAGCAUUACAGUCAGUUUUCCAGUCAGCACCUGAUGUCUGGAUCAUAGAUCUCUCACGGAGAAAGAGCUCCAUCCUCCUGGAAGUACUGAAACUCCAAACAGAGAAGAAACCAGUAGAGCUGAGAGGAUGUUCAGAGGAAGAGAGUGAAGUGAUGAGUUUACUUCAGUGUCUGCCCUACAUCUCACAGCUGAGUUGUUCUGAGCUGUGUUUGUUAACACUAGUUAAAGUGGUCCAGUACAGAGAGAAUCCAGAGCUGGUGACUUUACUGUUGGAGGUUCUUGGCUUCUCCUUCAGUCUGGAAGGACAUUUACCCAGUAAAACCUGCAGGUCUGUGGGGAGAGUUUUGCCUUUCUCUUCUGACAGACUCAACCUCACUCUAAAAUCAAAAGCCAUCUCUCUAAAAGGAACAAGGCUUCUUUUCAGACACAUCAAAAACUUACACACACUCAGGCUGAGUGGUUAUAUGGUGGUGAGAAUAGCGGAGGCAUUGAGGUCUAUGUGGGUUCAAACUCCUGUCACUGUUUAUGAACUCACACUUAACCUGAAUAUGGAACAGUGGUCAGAGAGGAAGCUGUCCAGGGUCCUGAGCAAUUUGGCCAUCAUUCUGAGACUCUGGACUGUCCAGUGUUUGAAUUUGACUGAAUACAAUAUGUUGUCUGUUUCUCUAUCUGUCCUACUGUGUCACCAGGGACCAGUGAUUCUCAGACUAUCUAAAGAAACUCUCCGGAAGCUGGUUGAAUUUGUCUGUGAAGCUCAGGAAGAGGAACUGACUCAGUGCUUCCUGCAGAAAGUGGGUGGAGAUCUGACUUCCUGUUCCUUGAGCUGGGAAGAGCUUCACUAUUUCCUGCAGCACAAGAUUCCACACAUCACUGUGGACCUCAGAAAGAGCAACAUUGGAUGUAAUGUCAGAAAAAUGUUGCCAUUUUUUAACAGGAUUCAAUUUAAACGGAUCAGCUCUACCUUCAUGCUGUCUGUAAUCAGAGAGAUCUAUGAGUCCGGCUCUGUUGGUUUUGUGUCCAGUCUGUUGAGUUCAGUUGAGAACUACAUUAACCUGCAGGGCAGAGAGCUGGACUCUGUUCACUGUGCGGCCCUGCGCUUCACACUGCAGCACUGCACUGCAGUUUCACUCAAUCUACAGUGGACCUCCAUACCAGAGGAAGAGCUGGAGAGCAUUCUGCCUCUCUUCACACAUGUGUCCCACCUCAGUGUUGACAGGCUGCUAUUACGGAAGAUGAUGCACUGCUGCAGUGUCUCUGACAUCCAGCAAGAGACAGCAGCAGUUCUGCUCUCCAUCCUGCAGCACAAGUUGGACUUCUCCUGCUGUUCUGCUCUGGAUCUGACAGCAAACACAGACUCAGAGCCUCUACAUCUGACCAUUGAGGACUGCUGUGUGAUGUCCAGAGUCAUUCAGAGUGCUCAUUCAGACACAAAGACACAACUGAUUCUGCAGGACUGUGAGAUUAAUACAGCUGGAAUUGAUCAGCUGUUCCCAGUGUUACAUUCUGUUAAACUAUGCUGUGCUAAAUCUCUACUGCUUCAGUUUCUGGCUCAUGUGAGGCCUGAGGAAGCUAAGUCUCUUUCUCAAGCGCUGGGUGAAGAGCUUAACCUCAGUCAGACUCAGCUGAAUCCGCAGGUCUGUAGAGGUCUGAAGCUGAUUCUGGAAUAUUCUGAAGGACUGACUGAACUGGAUCUGAGUCAGUGCUGUCUCACCGAUGACAGCCUGGGUCUGCUGCUCCCAAACCUCCACAAAGUGCAAAACAUUGAUUUUAGUGGCAAUAGCAUCACUGACUUUUUGGCUCCAAAAAUCUACAGUAUCGUCACUCGCAACAGUAACAUAAAGACAGUAAGGCUCUUCAACAACAAAAUUGAAUUCAAAGCGCUCUUUCGCACAGACCCCCGUUUUGAGAUCUGGUGAUGCCAAGAAACACUCUCUGGAAUCAACAAGCAGGUGAAAUAACCAAUGAAGAUAAGGUAACAGGUGUAAAAACCUUUGAGGAAUCUGCCCAACCAGAGUCCUAUGAAUCAAGCCACCAAGCCAUAAACCACAUUCAUGUUAUCAUCACUUUCAGUCAUAAUCAACAGUUGGUUUCUGUUGCAUUAACUAUGACAACUAUAACUAUUAACUAUCUCCUUUAUAAACUGUCUUUUCACUUCUCCUCCCUUUAUAUUAUUUGCAUCAUGCAUGUUAUAGUUCUGAAUUUUUUUAUUUUGCUUUUAUUUCUAUAUACAUUUUUAAUUUACCUUUUAAUUUAGUUUUUGUUUAUUCUUAUUCUAUAAUUCUUAUUUUUUUAUUUAUUUUUUUAUUUUCAUUUUAAUUGUAGUAGCCUGUUUUAACAGUUCCAAAGUAAAUCUACUUACUGGAUUUAUUUAAAAAUAGAUUUGUAAGAAGAUAAUCAGUUUUCUAGUUUCACUUUUAUUUUUUUAGUUUUAGUAUUUUAGCACUGCCAAAGAAUAGCUACUCACUGGAAUCCUUUAAAAACUAUUUUGUAAAAACUUAAUCAGCAUUACAUUUCCAAGAACAGUUUAAUGCUACUAUAAAAUAAGCAUAAUCUAUAUAAAUUGGGAGUCUUUUAUUUGUUUAAUUGCUUAAAAAAAUGCAUGUAAAGCUAUUGACAUAAAACCUUAUGAAUGCUGAAAAAAGGCUUUUGAAUGCUUAUAUUUCAAGUAAAAUACUGCAGCUUUGACAUCUUGCUGUUUUAAUAUCAGCAUCAUUCCAGUAGAGAGCAGCAAUGAUUUAUUAAUAACAAGAGCCCAGAAAAUUCACAAGCGAAGUUAGCAAGGGGGACAUACACAUGACACAACCAAAAUAAAGAGCAAGUGCAUUUAUACCAUUGAUUACUUGAUCUUCUCUUCUACAUCCUAACAAAGAGAGAAAUCCUUUACAAACAGGAAGUGUUUCACUGUUUGAACUCUAAUGUUUACUGCAAACAGAAUACAAGAGAGAUAUUAUACUCUUACCUCAUCCCUGUGACUGAACGUUUGGCUAGUUAGCCAGGAGGGUCUACCAGCUUUUGUUUUUAUUACUACAGUGUAAAAUGUUAUGGUACUGAAGCAGUCAGAAUAAAUUAUCACUGUAUCACAAACAUUUAUAGGAGUUUUCCCUUGUGAUUGUGUUUUUUUUUUUUUUUUUUUUUUUUUUUUUAGAUUUAUUUAUUUUUUCUUAAUUUUUGUAUUGAAUCCUGUGUAGUGCUAGUAUUAACCUGUGGAUAUGGUCAUAAAAUGUAUGAAAUAAAAUUUGCUCAUUUGCAUA
This is a messenger RNA of Cyprinus carpio (common carp), 5714 nucleotides long. RefSeq lists its product as uncharacterized. NCBI's taxonomy places the organism in Eukaryota, Metazoa, Chordata, Actinopteri, Cypriniformes, Cyprinidae. The record is from RefSeq and is a predicted model, not a curated record. The transcript is spliced from 17 exons. Bases 483 to 4379 code for a protein of 1298 amino acids.